GUUUUCUAAAUGAAGGGAAUUUUUUUUUUUUUUUUUUACAUCUUGACGCAUUUGAAUAACAAACUACGUCAUCACAAAGCGACGACUUCCAGGCGCAUCGUAAACAUCUCGCGUUGCAGCGGAUUUUCCGUUUAAGGACUCACAAAACGGUUUGUUUACGUUGUUAAAACGUAACGACGUUACGCCAACUUUCGUCUUAAAUCACGGAAACAUCCACCGCGGUCCCAUAUUAUAUUCCUCCCGGCUUUCUGCUCACGCGAAGCGGCUCCACGCGAUGGACGAGCUGCCUCCGCUUCCGCCCGAGGUCUGGGUCUACGUGUUCAGCUACCUGUGCACGGAGGAGAAGCACACGGUGCGCGCGUGCUGCCGCCAGCUGAAGCGGCUGGUGGACCACCCGGCCCUGUGGCGUGACUACACGGUGGUGCUGUCCGACCUGCGCCGCUACACCUACGGCUUCUGGGACACGCUGACGCACCGCAGGCUGACGCGCGUCGCGGUGCGCCACCUGCGGCGCAAGGAGUGGCGCCGCCUUGUGAAGUUCCUGCCGGCGCUCACCGCCGUGGUGUUCGUGGACGGCGGCCGCAUCUACAAGGAAAAGUACCUGGACAUUCUGGCGCGGUUCCCCGACCUGCGGGACCUCGGGGUGCGCAACGCCACCUGGGACGAGCCCAUGCUCGGCUGGAACCUGUGCACGCAGCUGCGCGAGCGGCUGACGCACCUGAGCGCGUGCAACGUGCGGCUGCCGUGCACGGUGGAGUUCAUCGACGCCGUGUCGUACCUGGUGAACCUGCGGUACCUGCUGUUCCACCAGCAGGGGGAGGGCUACGGGCUGGACACGGUGCGCCCGGUGCCCUGCUACGUGUUCCACAACAUGCUGCUGAGCCUCAAGAAGCUGCGCCACCUGUCGUGGGGCAUGAGGGGGGAGCCGCCCGAGCCGCUGCCCGACGACUACGUCAACCCGCCGGACCCGGAACAUCCGGGAGCGCCCCGGUAUGGCGGCCCGGCGCUGACCAGCCUGGAGCUGGUCGAUUACCCAGAAACCCUUCUGCCGGUGCACGCGCUGAGGAGCCUGACCUCGCUACGGUCGCUGACCGUCCGCUACCGGUACAUCAGAGAGGGCGUUGAGUGCCGCCUCACGUCCUGGCUGAGUCCCCUCCAGCAGCUGGAGACCCUCACCAUCAUCGGUGGUAACUCUCUGGCUGUCUACACGACCACCAUCCCGUCCAGCGUGACCCGGCUGACGCUGCGCGUGGCCAUCACCCUGAAAGACAUGGACUCCGUGGCGCCGAAGGUGCCGGCGCUCGAGCACCUGGACAUCGAGCAGAACCGCUCCAGCGGCAGCCUGUGCAGACGCAUCCCCAUGCUGUUCCCUCAGCUGAGGACGCUCCGCAUACGGUUUUUCCGCCGGGAGCCGGAGAAGGACCUGCUGAGCCUCCACCGCCUGCGCCACCUGGUGCAGCUGGAGCUGCUGGUGGAGCGCUCCUUCAUCCUCAGGGACUACCUGAAUGGACACCCGUGGCCCAGCCCCUGUGUGCAGGAGCUCAUCAACCAGCUGCGGGAACUGUCGGAGAACCGCAUCACCGUCAUCACCACCAUGCGCCAGAGGAACCCGCUGAGGGAGUGUGACUGCGUGUGGGAGGGCGACUGACGGGGGAGGGGAGGGGGGAGGGAGGAAGUGGACUUUUGUUCCUCCUGAAGAAGAAGAAGACAACGAAGGGGUGAGAGAUGGAAAUAAAAGGUGUGAAGGGAAACAUAAACGAGACGCACUGAAGGUCUUCAUGGAUCCUACGAAAGGUCCUGAACCUGAACCGCCAUCUUUCUGCAUGGAAACCCCUUGAGGAGGAGUCCAGAGUCCAGAGUCCAGAGUCCAGAGUCCAGAGUCCAGAGUCCAGAGUCCAGAGUCCAGAGUCCAGAGUCCAGAGUCACGGCUAUGAACCAUGAAGGAGCCUGAUGAAGCUCUGGCUGUGGAUCCUGAGUUGGAGCCUCUCGUGAUCGUUGAGGUUCUAGUAAACUCUCUGAUGUGAAAACGUCUGCAGGAAGUUUUCUCUUUUUCUCAAGUGGAACGACCGGAAUUAAAGAAUUAUAAUUAAGUAUAAUUACACUUAAUUAUCCAUAAACACACGAGGUGAACAUGCAGGACGUUUAAAGUUUGCAAUAACCAAAAAAUCAAUUUGAAAUAUUAUUAUUAUUAUUAUUAUAGUAUUCUUAAAUAAAACGAUAAGACUGAAAUGAGUUUUCAAGAGACUCGGCAUUAUUAUUAUUUAACAUGAUGUAACAUGGAUAGAUGGAGUGCUUUAUUAAUCCCAGAGGGAAAUUGAACAAUAAUGAUUAACAAAUGGACCAAACCCGAAACGGACAUAAUAAUAAAUAAAAUAAACAUUUAAUCCUGUUAACAAUCUUUUAUCGUUAAAUGACAGAAUACUUUUUUUGUAUCCUGUCCUUUUAAGGGCUUCCUUAGGAAAUAAUCAUUUUUGUAUUAUCAUUAAUCGACAAAUAUUGUUCCUGUUUCCUGUCAAAACAAACAGCAAAGAGGAGAGUUCAGUAUUAGAAUUAUUCAUACGCCGGUUAUAAGUCCUGUAAAAUGUUAGUUAGUGAAUGAAAAAUUAUGUCUUGGGGCACUUGAGUUGUUUAUUUAUUUAUUUCUGUCCACAGCUGGAGCACAGAGUUCGUGACUUAGUCCCACAACUCAAAUGGACCCCAAUUUAACGAUUAAUAUUGUUCGUGGCUCCACGCACAGGGAGGAGCCGAGCAGCUUCAGACAUGAAAUAGUUCUUUAUUAUUCAGAUGGCAGUUCUGAUGAUAUUAAGGGCCUGAAUGUCAGAAGGAGAAUGUGGAUGGAUGUAUGCAAAAUAAAUAAACAUAAAUGUAAAAAUGUUUAUUUACGAUGAUUCUCAAAUAAAAGAACUUUAUUCUA
Molecule: messenger RNA, 2914 nt
Organism: Pseudoliparis swirei
Lineage: Eukaryota; Metazoa; Chordata; Actinopteri; Perciformes; Liparidae
Exons: 4
Coding region: 275-1648 (457 amino acids)
Molecular function (GO): protein binding
Source: RefSeq, a predicted model, not a curated record